Messenger RNA from Didymodactylos carnosus, 702 nucleotides. Lineage: Eukaryota; Metazoa; Rotifera; Eurotatoria; Philodinida; Philodinidae. The record is from the annotation of a GenBank genome assembly.
AUGGAAAAACUAGCGCUCCCGAUCAGAUCUACCAUUGUGUCCCAAGUCUACGGCGGUUCUGGUACUACAGACAAUCUCCGAGUGCCUACUUAUCGGCUGCGUUUUAUAUUCUACGAAGAGGAUGCACAACAUUGGCAAGUUAGCUUAACAUUAGUCUCGGACAAUCCAAACGAACUAUACGAUGAUGACGAACAUCCCUAUGAAUAUUCGAGUUUCGAAAUGCCAAGUAUUUAUAAAUCACUGAGCGUAGACAAACCAGCCGAUAUUAAACUUUUAAGUGCUGGACUUUCGUUACUAUUCUGUAACGACAAUCCAUCUAAUGAACGCAAACUGAGUAAUCCUCAUGAAAUGGCAGAAAAGUACUAUAAUUUAUUUCUAAAUGAUAACAAUAAUUCUGUCAGUUACACCGGUCUUGCCAUAGUUGCUCAUCAAAGAGGUAAAUCCCUCGAAGAAGAGAAUAAGCAUUUUAACUUUGGAGAAUUGAUUGAUAAGAUAUUAUCGUCCAAUAAAUUUAUCAAGCAACUCGCCGAAUUGAUUCAGAAAGAAUUUCAAUUAAAUGAUCAAACAAUUAUUACAUUCGCUGAUCGUCUGGGUCAAUUAGAAAACAAACAGCAACAAGAAGUCGAAAAAAUGAGUGAAGCUAAUUCUGUAUUAGAAAUAAAAAGAUUAUGCGAUGAACAGAAAGCGGCCUUGGAGCUUAGU